GUCCCAUUACUGAGUGACAAACCAGUUAUAUAACCUGUUGAAAUAAUCACGCAAGUGGAAAGAGAACCAGUCCUGAGCCAAACAGUUUUUAGAGACUUCAACGAAUAUGUUUGUGGCAGCCAAACAGCACAACCCUGUCUCGACUAACACUGAGACAUCUGAUGGUAGGGGCUUGUUCUUGGAGGGGAAAGAGAGGGUCGCAGCUGCUGUUCAGGCUGCUCGCAGUGCAAACAUCUUUGUCAUAUUUGUAGUUCUGGACAACCCCAACUCAAGGGUGAGGAAUCAGAACUCUAUAUUGGAUAUCAAAGUUCCCGGUGAGCUGCCAGAUAUUCGGUCCUACAUGGAGGAAUUCCCCUUCCCUUUCUACGUUAACUUGCGAAAUGUGAAUGCCCUCCCAGAGACACUGAGUGAUGCAUUGAGACGGUGGUUUGAGCUUGUCACCACCUCAGACCAAUAGUGGACCACAUCAAAGCCAUUUUGUAUGGGCCAGAAGACACAACUGUAUGACAGAAGUUCCACUGCUGCUCAUCCUCCCAAACAUGGAUGAACACACAAACACACACAUAUCAGACAGGCUGCUGUACAUGUGCCUUUUUUUCUUAAUCUUUGUAUUAUUUUAUUGAAUUUGUAGAUUCAAUCGAUUUCUCUUUUUGAUCGCCUCGAUGAGUAGGAAUUGUUUCUCUCUUUGCCAUCAGUCAACUUUGCAUGUCUUUUUAU
Molecule: messenger RNA, 717 nt
Organism: Xyrauchen texanus (razorback sucker)
Lineage: Eukaryota; Metazoa; Chordata; Actinopteri; Cypriniformes; Catostomidae
Product: midasin-like
Exons: 4
Coding region: 107-457 (116 amino acids)
Biological process (GO): rRNA processing; ribosomal large subunit assembly
Cellular component (GO): preribosome, large subunit precursor
Source: RefSeq, a predicted model, not a curated record